UCCUGUUACCGCACUCGAACACGAUUUUACGCAACGUUCGUGUACGCAUUGUCAUCAUCGUUCAUUCACAAAAAGACAGUAGAGAGAGUUUUUCCACUUUUCAUGUCCCCAUGCCAACACUGUCUGCAUUUGUGCGAGGAUUGAGAGGAGCCUCCGUAUCGUGGGGUCGCAGCAGCGUUGCUGUGUCGUACAAGAUUACACGCGGUUUUCGAACGAGUUCACCAUGUCUCGCUACUUUAAAGGAGAUUGAACAGCGUCUAAAAUCUAUUAAAAACAUUGAGAAGAUUACUAUGACUAUUAAAACAGUCGCACAGACAAAACUGAGCAGGGCUCAACGAUCAAUGAUUGCUGCCCGAAAGUAUUCUUCGGUUUCUCGUGAAGUAUUCCAAUCUGCAGAAACAAAAGUGCCCGAACAGGGAAAAACCUUGGUCAUUGUGUGUUCGAGUGACAAAGGUUUAUGUGGUGGUAUUCAUUCAAAUCUUUCUCGAAACGUCCGAAGCCUGUUCUAUGAGAUGGAAUUGGAAGAAGAACAGUCUGCUACAGCUGAUGGCGAUAACCCCAGCAAAAACGCAUCAGAUAUGGAAUUGUGCGUUAUUGGAGACAAGGUCCGUUCCCAGCUCAUGCGGUUUGUCCCCGAAGCCUUUCACCUAACAUUUGCUCAAAUUGGCCGCUCAGUCCCUACGUAUGAAGAAGCUUUGGCCCUGACCAACAUCCUCAUGGCGAACGCCGCCAGUUACGAACGCUUUCUAGUCAUCUACAAUUCUUUCAGAUCGGCUGUUUCUUACUCUACCACACGUUCGUCUCUACCCACAAAAGAGACAAUGAUCAAGUCACCCCAGUUGGCGGCGUUUGAGUACGAAGACGACGUGCUCGAACCACUCAUGGAAUUUGCUCUAGCCAACGAACUGUAUGCAGCUCUGGUGGAGGGACACUGCAGCGAAAUGUCAUCGCGUCGCAACGCUAUGGAGAACGCUAGUAAAAACGCCGGCGACAUGAUCAGUCGGUUCUCCACACUGUACAAUCGCCAACGCCAGGCCUCUAUUACGAACGAGCUGAUUGAUAUUGUCACUGGAGCCAACGCCCUUCAGUAAUGCGGGAGAGGCUCGCUGAACACACACUCGAAGACAACAGUCUUUCUCCCUCUUUCUCUCUCGAUUCUCCAACCCAUUGCACCCAACCAACCAACCAACCUCUCCUUCACCCCACCGGCAUCAAUGCCAUUGUUUCUUCGUUUCGUUUUUCGUCGUCUAUGAACGAGAAUGCUCUUUGUUUACAUGAAUGGAUGAUACUUUCAAUGGACA
Messenger RNA from Schizosaccharomyces japonicus yFS275, 1301 nucleotides. Its product is annotated as F1-ATPase gamma subunit. The transcript is spliced from 2 exons. Gene Ontology annotation, biological process: proton transmembrane transport; proton motive force-driven ATP synthesis. Lineage: Eukaryota; Fungi; Ascomycota; Schizosaccharomycetes; Schizosaccharomycetales; Schizosaccharomycetaceae. Gene Ontology annotation, cellular component: membrane; proton-transporting ATP synthase complex; mitochondrion. Gene Ontology annotation, molecular function: proton-transporting ATP synthase activity, rotational mechanism; proton-transporting ATPase activity, rotational mechanism. The record is from RefSeq and is a predicted model, not a curated record. Bases 111 to 1091 code for a protein of 326 amino acids.